Molecule: messenger RNA, 1084 nt
Organism: Poeciliopsis prolifica (blackstripe livebearer)
Lineage: Eukaryota; Metazoa; Chordata; Actinopteri; Cyprinodontiformes; Poeciliidae
Product: ubiquitin-conjugating enzyme E2 A-like
Exons: 6
Coding region: 151-612 (153 amino acids)
Biological process (GO): DNA repair; proteasome-mediated ubiquitin-dependent protein catabolic process; protein polyubiquitination
Cellular component (GO): HULC complex
Molecular function (GO): ubiquitin conjugating enzyme activity
Source: RefSeq, a predicted model, not a curated record
GACGAGAGGCAGCCAAGUAUUUGUCAAACUACUAGCAAACGUUGACUGCCCUGCUAUCAGUUGAGAAAAUAUAACACCUUACGGAAGAUCUCGCUAUCUUUUGAGCUCACUUGUUUGUUUGUUGAGGCCUUAGUUUUUCAUAUUAGCACGAUGUCAACUCCAGCACGGCGACGUUUAAUGAGAGACUUUAAACGGCUGCAGGAGGAUCCCCCUGCUGGAGUCAGCGGAGCCCCAUCAGAAAAUAAUAUCAUGGUUUGGAACGCAGUCAUUUUCGGGCCAGAGGGAACGCCUUUUGAAGAUGGAACCUUCAAACUUACCAUUGAAUUCACAGAAGAAUAUCCUAAUAAACCUCCAACAGUGAGAUUCGUCUCCAAAAUGUUCCAUCCUAAUGUGUAUGCAGAUGGUAGCAUAUGCUUAGAUAUACUUCAGAAUCGCUGGAGCCCAACCUAUGAUGUUUCUUCUAUCUUAACUUCAAUACAGUCUUUACUGGACGAGCCAAACCCGAACAGUCCAGCCAACAGCCAAGCAGCCCAGCUUUACCAGGAAAACAAGCGGGAGUAUGAGAAGAGGGUUUCUGCUAUUGUUGAACAGAGUUGGCGUGACUGUUGUUGACACCUAAUCACCGGGCAUAUGAACAGUGUGCACCGCAGAAUCGAGAGAAACCACCAAUCGAGAAGACAUCAGAAACACAGAUACGACGAUGCACCUUUUAAGAUCCUGCAGUAUACUUUGUCCCCUUACUGUUGCUAAGUUUGUAUGCUGUAGUGCUGUGGCAUUCACUGCUGCCGAAUGCUGUUGUUUGACAGGAGCAGAGUUAAAAGUUAAUGUACCUUGUUAUCUCUGGGUUACUUCCUAUACGCCUGUUUUCUUUUUCAACACUCAAUAGCCCGUCUCUGAAUUGUCAAACCUCUUCUUGGUAAUUCAUGCAUCAGGUAUGUAAGGCUGUGUGGUUUGGUUUGUAAAUACUGCCAGUUUAUAUUCACAGAAAAUAAAGCAGUUAAUUUUCAAUGGGCCAACAACAUGAAAACCCCUCACCUCCCUUUCUUUUUUGUCUGCACAUUGAAAGCCUUGGAGGGAUAAAAGA